GUCAAUCUGUGGGGUCAAAUGAGGUCACAGACAAACGCAGCGAGCUGGCCUAGUGGCAUGGGUUGCUCUAAAGGACGUUUCUAGCUACUGGUUGUGGGCUUGGACUCCUUAUUUGUCCCUCUUCUCCUUAGAAAUAGAUCCUGCGGACAGUGAGGUACUGUUUGAACCGCGUUGUUUUAACGACAAGAAGAAUAUAUCCACACGGCAACUGUCAGUUGAAAAGAGGGAGGGGGGCGGUCCCGUGUUGCCAAGAAUUUGGUGUGUUUUUGUCAAGACGUAUCUGUGCCAAGUGUUGAAACCGGACCUCAAGUCUUAAGGAAAGGGACUAGAUAAGGUUCUAGGAGCUUCAUGUCACGGACAAGAUGACACACAACGAGGACAGGACGCACUGGCUGAAGGAGGGGUUGAUAGGACUAGGAGUUGGUGUUCUGUACGGCACCACCAGUGUAACGGUAGGACAUCCCCUGGACACCAUCAAGACUAAGAUGCAGGCCCAGGCAGGCUUCGAGAGGGGCGGAGCCUUCAAGACACUACUCAAGGUCUUACGGACACAAGGAAUCGUUGGCCUUUAUAGGGGCUGUAUCCCCCCACUCUGGGGCUCAGGUAUCUUCAGAUCCACUCAGUUUGCUGUAUUUGAGGCAGUUUACACUUUCAUGGACAACCCCUUUGGGAAAUAUGAACUACCGAUGACUGGAGGUCUACAAGUGAGGGUGUGUGUAGCGGGAGCCUGUGGUUCCACGGCCAGGGCAAUCAUAGAAUGUCCUUUGGAGUUAGCCAAGAUCAGAAGACAAACGGGCCAAUCAUGGCAAUUUUCAGGUAUCUAUAAGGGUUUUGGCGUGACAUGGUGCAGAACAAUGGGACUGAUGUGCACAUACUUUAUCCUGGUGGACAGCACGCGGAGACACUUCCCAGAUGUCUUCAAGAGACCGCUGCUGGGACCCUUCCUAACGUCUGGGGUGGCAGCAACGUUGGCCUGGUGGAUUGUGUGGCCGCUAGAAAACAUGAAGUCUCAAGUACAAGGGAACUAUGGCAAGGAUAUGUCUACAUGGCAGAGGAUAAAGUUCAACAUGAAGGAACGCGGCGGGUUUUGGGGUUUGUAUCGUGGUCUGGGCCCCGGGACUGCCCGGAGUUUUCUUGCCAAUGGUACGAGCAUGAUCGUUAUGGUGAACGCGCAGAAGAAAGUGUCCGAGUGGGGACUCAGAGGUUAAUUUUAAUGAUCACCCAUCGGUUGAUGUAAACCUUGGACCUAAAAGAGGACGAAUGUGGACUGAAGGUGGACUUACUUGAGUCAGAGGGGGAGUUACUCCUGGAGUAAGUCCACCACAUUUUGCCAUGUUUGAGAACUGUUGGUGUUAGUUUUAUUGGACUAUUAUCCAUAGUAAGGCUUUUACACCAAUUUAAACAGUAAGGUUCAAGGUUCAAACAGUAAGUCCAUCUUCAGUCCUCCGAGUGAGUCCAUUUUCAGACCAUUGGACGUAUUGUGAUUAAAAGAGGAAUAUGGUCCAUGGUAUAUCGUUCAUAAGUCCAAGGUUUGUGAUGGCUGAGAGGUUGAUUUUAAUUAUGGUAUGAGGAUUUUGGAUCAUUCUUAUUUAGAAUUAUUGUUAUUGUUUCUACAAUAUAUCAUGGUGAAUUGGACGGACCCCCUACGUAUUACGCCUCGCUACAAACUACGGUUUACUAGAAACAAAUCAAAUGUAUAUGGUUCUAAGUUUUUAUGGAUCAUAGGGUCGUAAGCAUAAUGCCAACAGUUUCAAUUUUAUCUUAAGUUAGUAUUGUUAAACUCAGACUCCAAAUUUAAACCCCAAGAUAUUCAAACUUGAACAAUGUACAACAUGGUACAUUCUGUGUGACAGAAACAUGUCCAGACAACAGAGUUUCUAUGAUUGUCGUACCUUUGACUUUAUUCAGAUCCAAUUUUAGCUAUUACAACAUUAUGUUGCCAGCUAUUCUUCCAGUGGUCUACAUAAAAUACAUUAAUACAUGCACAACAUUACAUACAUAACAUAAUGUAUAGUUGAGACAAGCUGCUGGGAAUGUCUAUCUAAACAAGCUUGAAUAUACAUGUAUAAUCAUGUCAUCAAAAUCUUAAAUUUUAUAUUAUUUAAUUUAAUCAAAGGUGCAAAAUCAUGUAAGACAAAACAGAUAGUAUAAGCUAUCUGAUAUACAAUUAGAUAUAAGCCAACUUACUUUUCCUGAUUUUAUAACUAUUAUUGAAGUGCCUUGUUGAUGAUAGUGCAUUUUUAUUGCUAUUUGAUAAUCUUUUAAAACAAAUUCAGGGACUCACACACUUCUCAGUAUGAAGGAAGAAACAGAAAGAAGAACAGUUAACACCUACACGGCAAGCAAAGUUUGCUUGGUAAAAGUUGUUAAUCACCAAGCAGAGGUUUGGCUCUGGCUUUGUUUUUAGGCGUUUUUUGUCAAGCCUUUUAUUUUGUCCUUUUUUCCUCAUGUCUAAUGGAAAGCCGAACAAAACACCUAAAAACAUAGCCAAAGCCUAAUAUCCACUUGGGGAGAUACAAUCGUAUGUUAAUAGCCCUUCUUCUUACCAACUGCAUGCAGAUGUUAUAGCCAGACAUUGUUUAUUCCUUUUCAUCAUACCUCUAUCUACCCCAAUAGAUCUGCCUAGAGAUUGAUGCAUUUAGCACCAACUGAAGGGUAGUAAGGUUGGAAGGGUCUCUGUUAAUGUUGGUAUAUUGUAUCUAGUAUGUUACCCACAUUUUUAAUAGAAUAAAGAAAAAGAAGACUGUUAGGAGGCG
Messenger RNA from Branchiostoma floridae (Florida lancelet), 2756 nucleotides. Its product is annotated as mitochondrial arginine transporter BAC1-like. Gene Ontology annotation, molecular function: transmembrane transporter activity. NCBI's taxonomy places the organism in Eukaryota, Metazoa, Chordata, Leptocardii, Amphioxiformes, Branchiostomatidae. The record is from RefSeq and is a predicted model, not a curated record. Gene Ontology annotation, cellular component: mitochondrion. Bases 363 to 1208 code for a protein of 281 amino acids. The transcript has 9 exons. Gene Ontology annotation, biological process: transport.